Messenger RNA from Neocloeon triangulifer, 2582 nucleotides. RefSeq lists its product as uncharacterized. Gene Ontology annotation, molecular function: odorant binding; carbohydrate binding. Bases 107 to 2512 code for a protein of 801 amino acids. Gene Ontology annotation, biological process: biological process involved in interspecies interaction between organisms. The record is from RefSeq and is a predicted model, not a curated record. Gene Ontology annotation, cellular component: external side of plasma membrane. The transcript has 24 exons. NCBI's taxonomy places the organism in Eukaryota, Metazoa, Arthropoda, Insecta, Ephemeroptera, Baetidae.
UACCGGAAAUAAGAUGAACAGCGCAGCAGAACAUGACAAUUAUUUCAUUUCAGAUUUUGUACUCUGAUGUACACGGUACAAAUGCUCUAAUUUGUAAGUUGAAAAUAUGAAAUCAAAACUACAAAGGCUUGUGCUUCUACUGAUGCUAUUUCUUCUGAUCAUUAUCAGCUGUUCAGCAAUAUUUCAAAAAUCAGCCACUAUUAAAAAGCCAAAAAGGAGCAAUAUUGCAAACAAGAAAUCAAAGGCAUUAAACACUCGCAAUCGGAUGCUCAUCAUCAAGUGUUGUGGUGGUUCAUCUUGUGUAAAAGGAUUGCACGAAAAUACAAAAAUUACAGCUGAAAAAUUUCAUUUUUCAACUGAAAAUACUUCCUGGUCACUAGACAAAGUAGCUGCUUUGGAGAUAAAAACCGAUAAGUACUUCGAAAUCAGCAUGAGAAUUACUGAAACAACUGUGCAAGGUGCAGAUGAACCAAAAGUGGAAGAGGUUUCGCAAAAAGUAGAUUCCACUUUAGUAUCAGGAAACUUGGAGAUUUCCCAAACUCCCCAAUAUUCAGAAUCGUUUCCUACUUCAACGACAAUAGAUACCACUACUGUAACAACAUCUGAUCCACCUUACACAGUUUUGCAAGGGUGUAGCGACGUUUGCAAGAAAAAUGAGUCUUUUUUUCUGAGUCAGGGAAGCUUAAUUGAUGCUGAUGAUUAUGGCUACUGGGUUGAAUCGUGCGGCUCGCUAUUUCUUUGGGGAAGUGUAGUGGUGAACUGGCAAGAAAAUGUUGAUCGCUGUUGCAGUAUUGGAAUGACGCCAAUCAUGAUUGAAAAUGACACAAAACGACAGUGUCUGAUUAACUUGGCAAAACCCCCACUUUGGAAAUACAACGCGCACUACUGGACGUCCGGCCGAAGAAUUAGUGCAAACGCCACUUUCCAGUGGUGUCUCUCGAACUCCACUUUCAGCAACGUUUCAAAUAUUUGGCAGUCCGGACAGCCUGACAACACGAACAACACUGAGAACUGCGUACAUUUGAACAUUGACAAAACUAAUGGCAGCGUUGCAACCACGGACAAAAAUUGUUCAAAUUUAUACGUCUUUGGAUGCCAAGGAUCAACAACACCUGCACCUCCGUGCUUCAAGCCGCAGUGUGUUAAUUUCGUUUGUGAAAAGAAUCCCUCAUACUUCUACACCCUGCCUGAUGGAAAGACGAUGCUCCUUACAAAACCAUCAGAUCAUGGAUAUUGGUACACAGUAAAUGGGAGAACGUACUUGUUCAGCACAGUGCAAAAAUCAUGGCUGGAUGCUCAGAAAGAGUGUUGUUCCAUUGGAAUGAAAUUACUCAGCAUCGAAUAUGAAUACGAAUACGCCAGCUUGAUUGCAGCCGCCAAAAAUUUGACCAACGCUGUGGGUAUCUUUUGGACGUCUGGAACAGAUGAGGGGUGCGAAGGUAAAUUUGGAUGGUGCGCCGUAAACCAACUGGUUCGCGACCAAGAGGCCAAAUGGCAAACUGGCGAGCCCAACAAUUAUGGAAAUAACGAGAAUUGCAUUUACUUGGAUUUGUCACAAACGAGCGCGUUGCUGAUUGACUCCGGUUGUUCUCGGAGCCAAAAGUAUAUUUGUGAAGCGAGGGACACGACGAAAACCUCCUCCAACUCGGAGGCUAUACUUGACGAAUGUGGCGCGGCUUUCAAUGUUUCAAAAGAUGAGACUAAGCUAAUUUUCAAUUCAACGCAGUAUUCACUCAAAAUUAAGUGUUUCUUAAAAUGCGCGGGAGAGAAUGGAGGAUUUAUGCUUAAUGGGAAACUCAUUGACAAAAAGAUUUUGGAGUUGGCAGAGAGCUUGGCCAUCAGCACAACAAGCCUGCAAGAAAACAUGGCCGCAGUUUCGAGUUGCGGAUCAAAGAGAGGAAUGGACGAGUGCGACACGGCCUCAAUUGUGUAUCAGUGCGGAAAAGAAAAAGCGCCGGAGUUGGUAGCAAACAUCAUAAAUACCGUCGAAGCAAACUCGUCUUCGGAAUAUGUGCCUUUGCCAAGUGUAGUGCACAAAUGCCUCACAGAUUAUGAAUGUGUGAUGGACAAACUAUUGCGAGAUGAUUAUGACAACAACAGACCGAUUCCAAACGGAGAGAUUUUCUUUGCUUGUGGCAUCAAAUAUUUGCAUCAACGUAUUUUGCAAACGUAUCAGUCAGCAUCAUCCUUCUGCUGCAAAUACGGCCUGAAAUUAGCCUACUUUGAAAAUAGCACAAAUGUCAACUGCCUUGUUAGCUCUACCAUGAGUUCAGCUGGUCGCGCUGAGCACUCUUGGUUGGCCGCGAGUAGGUUGGGCUCAGGGAAAUUUGGAUGGUGUACAUCAAGCCUGCCGUUCACUGCAAUGAGUGGCUCGAUCGCUGAUGGCUACCCUGAUAGAUCUGCCCUCUCCGAAUGGUUUCUAUUAUCAGUAAAUAUCGGCGCAGACCUUCAAAACUCGCACUUCGCUCAGGAACAACUGUCGAGCAAUUGCUACGCGCUCUGCAGGCCUUGAAUGUAAAAUUGCAUUGAUUUAGAUUUGGCACUGGAAAUUAAUAUGCGAUUUACAAUAAAAUUAAGCUUGA